AUGUCGAGCGCCACCUUCGACCUGCAGUGGAAGGAGGGCAUGGUCGAGCUUAUCGACCAGCUCGAGCUCUGCGACCCGCAGUCGAGCGCGGCCGCGCGCAGCCGCAUCGAGAGCCUGGACGCAACCGAGCAGUUCCAGCAUUUUGCCACGCUCUACAUCCGGUAUCUGCAAAUCUUCCGGAGGCUCGAGGAGAGCUACGACCAGACGGUCCAUCCGCAGAAGCGGAGGGACGUUCGCAAGUCGCUCGACGGCGUGAUUGGGCGGCUGCUCGAGCUGCGCGAGGUUCUCGUCGAGAAGAAUGGCGGCGUUCCGUUUUUCAACCUCGAUGAGGUGCUGGUCGACCUCAAGCUCGGCCCCGAGGUGCUCGAGGUGCCCGUCCCAAAGUACAUUGUGGAGGACCAGGGCCGCACGCUCGCGGAGCGCGAGCGGCUCCUCGACGCGCUGCUCAAGCGCCACGCCAGCCGCGACGAGCAGGGCGAGGAGGACCCCGCCGUGCAGAUGGACAUUGACGAGGCGCUCAAGAUUAUCCAGGCCAACGAGCGAGGCCGGCAGGGGCAGCAGCGCGCAGAGGGUGUCAAGGCCGCGCGAGAGAGGGAGGCCUGGGAGGAGAGGCGGCGGGCGGCGGAGGAGGAGGGCGACGAGGACGGGCCCGAGGCGGCUGCGACGAGCCUGCAGGCCGCCUGGAGGGGCAGCGCCAGCCGGAGGGCGACGGCGCUGAUGCGCGACGAGGAGCUGGUCUUCAUCGGGAUGGCGCCGCCGCCGCCCUUCCCCAAGGAGGGCGAUCCGCGGCUGCGCGAGCGGCAGACCAAGGCGCGGCGCAAGCAGAUGCAGAUGCAGCACGAGGCCGAGUACCGCGACGCGCUCGUCGCGCAGGACGCGGUGGUGUACGAGACGGAGGGGCCAGACAUGAAGGAGGAGAUGAUGGACCAGCUGCGCGACUGGUACAUCCGGUACCGCGAGCGCGAGGGCAAGUUCCCAGACUUCCCGCCGGAGGAGGUGGAGAAGCCGAUGCCGGGGGACGCGGCGGAGGGCGCGGAGGAGAAGGGCGCCGACGCCAAGAAGGACCCGAAGAAGGACGGCAAGAAGGACGGCAAGAAGGGCGCGGAGGACGACGGCGAGGGCCCGCCGCCGCUGCCGCCGCACUUUAUCAACACGAUGAAGGACUCGUACCAGGAGUGGUCCGACAAGUGGCAGCACCGCGACGAGCGGCUCAACUUUGCGCAGCGGCACGACGUGGAGCUGGUGCGGCAGAGCGUGCGGCCCGACGUCGAGCUGCGGGUGCGCGCCGAGGUGAACGAGCUCAUCGGCCGCGAGCUGCAGAACUUGCAGGAGGAGUUCGAGCGCGCCCAGGGCAAGAAGGGCAAGAAGGGCAAGGGCGGCAAGAAGGGCAAGGGCAAGAAGGGCAAGGGCAAGGGCAAGGGCAAGGGCGGCAAGGGCAAGAAGAUGCCAAAGGACCCCACGGCCAGCCUGUCGCUCGAGUACCUCUACGAGCAGCUCGUCGGCGACGGCAUCCUCAAAAAGGUGGACCCGGUCUCGCUCGAGGACUUUGUGGGCUCCUACGGCUUGCUGGGGCAGGCGAUGGACAAGCUCGCCGAGGCGGACCCCACCCGGCUGCCCAACCCCUCCUUUGCGCAGAUCCGGUCGGCGGUGACCGAGUACUGCAUCCUCCCGCUCGGCUCGGACGCCGUCAAGAGGCACUGCCCGCUCAAUACCGCGCCGAAGGGCUCGAAGCGCGUUGAGAAGAAUGGGACGCCGGUGUUGCUGUGCGGGGUCCCUGGGAGCGGCAAACGCAUGCUCGCGCACGCGGUCGCCUCCUCGUGCGGCGCCAACCUCUUUGACCUGACGCCCUCCAACACGGAGGGCAAGUACCCUGGCAAGAAGGGGCCGGGCGACCUGGUGCACACCGUCCUCAAGGUGGCCAAGGCGCUGCCGCCCUCGGUGGUGCUGAUUGGAGAGGCCGAGUCGGUCUGGGUCUCCGGCAAGAAGAAAGGCGGAGGCGACCCUCCCAACCGGAUCCUAAAGGCCCUCACCUCGCUGCUCGCGCCAAAGAAGGGGGCCGCGCUGCUCGAGCCCAGCGACCGCGUCCUCAUCCUCGGCACCUCGAGCCAGCCGUAUGCGUGCGAGAAGGCCAAGGACUACAACGCCUUCCGCGAUUUUUUCUGCAAGAUUCUCUACCUCCCUCUCCCGGACUAUGCCGCGCGCUGCAAGCUGUGGACGCACCUGCUCGAGCGGGCGGGGCUCGACCGGCCUUGCUUGGACGACGUGCAGGCGUUGGCGCGCGUCUCGGACGCCUUCUCCGCCGGUGCCAUCGCGGAGGUGGUUCGGAGGACAAUCACUCCGCGCCGCGUCGAGCGGCUGGCGGCCAAGCCCUUUUCGGUGCACGACCUCGUGAGCCAACUCGCGCAGCAGGAGCCGGUGUACCGCGAGGACGACGCGGCCAUGCGCGGCUGGUACCACAAGACUCUUGGGAUCGGAGGGGACGUGUCUCGUGUGAUCAUGCGCCUCUCACUUGUCUCUUGUGUUGUGAUGUCGAAGCACGAAGGAAUGGACGCUAAACUGAGCCUGAGCCUCGAGGCUCGCCGCCAGCGUGAGGCGGAGCGGCUAGCUCGGAUCAAAGACCCCCAGGCGUACAAGCGGGCGGUCGAUCCCGCCGAGCUGGCCAGGCAAGUGGCCGAGAAGCAGCAGAUCAGGCAGACAGAGGCAGACUUUGCUGCGACUGCUGAUGCGGAGCGGAUUGCCGUUGACAACCAGCUGGUGCAGCUGGAGGAGGAGCGGCGGCGGGCCGAGCGGAAGCAUCUCGCUGAGCUUGACACGUACCGGAGCACGUUGCAGGGACGCGCCACCUCGCGCGACCACGACCUCUCUGACCCGACGGCGCUGCGUCGGGAGCAGCCGGGCCGGGUCUCCGAUGAUGACGAGCGGCUCGGCGCGAGUUCAAUGCAGAAGUUCCACGGCGAGGACCUGGCCAUCUCUCACCGCGUCAAGGGCCAGCAGGAGGAGCUCCGCUCGUGGUUCGGAGAGGCGGUCCGGGAGAAGGAAGCGGCUCAAGCCGAGGCGGCGCAGAGUGACGCCGACUUCUCCUCGUCAAUGUUGCAGAUCGACGGGCUCAAGAGCUCGCUGGAAGCAUCGGCGCAGGCGAAGCGCAGGGAGGCCUACUCGGCCGUCGCCGAGUACAACCUCGCCCAGGCCCGUGCCAAGAAGGAGCGUGAGCGCGCGGCGCAGGCCGCAGAGGUGCGCGACAACCUUGCCGAGAUUGAGAACAACCUCUCCUCCACCCUUCUGAACGAGGACCCGUCGGUCAGCCGCUCGUACAUCUCGCCGAACCGGGUGCGGCCGGACCACUUCAAGGGCUUUUCUGCCGACGAGCAUCAGGCCAUCCUUCAGCAACAGGCGGAGCAGGCGACAGAGCGGCAAGAGGCAGAGGCCGAGGAGCGCGCGUGGAGCUCGCAGGUGGCGGAGGAGAUUGAGCAUAUGCGGCAGGUGCGCUGCUCGACCGAGGCGCAGCUGGAGGCAAAGAGGGCGGAGAUGCGGCGGGUCUUUGCUGAGGAAAACCGACAGCUCGCCGAGACGCAAAAGUCCAACCAGAGCUUCUUGGACUCCGUCGUCUACCCAAACCAAGUCUCGGAGCACUUCUUCAGCUUCUUUAACACGACCUCCCGGUGA
Emiliania huxleyi CCMP1516 is the source of this 3663-nucleotide messenger RNA. RefSeq lists its product as hypothetical. Gene Ontology annotation, molecular function: ATP hydrolysis activity; ATP binding; protein binding. The record is from RefSeq and is a predicted model, not a curated record. Lineage: Eukaryota; Haptophyta; Isochrysidales; Noelaerhabdaceae. Bases 1 to 3663 code for a protein of 1220 amino acids. The transcript is spliced from 7 exons.